Messenger RNA from Leptonychotes weddellii (Weddell seal), 1365 nucleotides. NCBI's taxonomy places the organism in Eukaryota, Metazoa, Chordata, Mammalia, Carnivora, Phocidae. The record is from RefSeq and is a predicted model, not a curated record.
AUGUUUACAUUCUCACUAAUCCUUAAAACUCUAAAAGAGCUGCCGCCACCGCCGCCGCCGCUGCCGCCGCCGCCGGUGCCUCUGCUGCUGCUGCAGCCCAAGCAUCCGGGAGCCGCCGCCGUCGCCGCUGCCGCCACAACCGCUGCUUCUACCGCUGCCACCUCCCCUCCCAGGACCCCGAGACACCCUGAGCACGAGCGGCGGCUGCUGCUUGCUUGCUCCCCCUCUGCCCCCGCCCCUCCCUUCCGUGACCUACCCACUCCUUGCAGCCCUAGCCCGCACCUUUUCCAACACCCCGGCAUCCCUGCACCACCUGCUCGGGCAGCCCCGGCGGGCUCUGGGACUUGCUGUGCGCGCCGAGAGGAAGGCAAGCUCCGAACCCGUGCCUGGCUGACGGGCUAUCGCGGCUGCACCACAGGCAGGAGGAGGAGAAGAAACUAUUUCGCUCACCGAAACCCCAUUCUGCGGGUGCUUCGCAGCUACCGCUUCUGCUGCCUCCAAUCCAGGUCCGAGGGUUCGAACACCGCAGCGGCGGGGACGGUGGGUCCAACAGGCUCCGGGAGGACACCGGCGGAGCCCUGCACUCUGGUGUCCCACUCACCAGCAUCUCCUUGCCCCCUCGUUCCUUCCCUAACCCAUUAGAGAAGGGACCAUGAUUUGGAAACGCAGCGCCGUUCUCCGUUUCUACAGUGUCUGCGGGCUCCUGCUACAAGGUAAUCCCCGCCCCGCCGCGGGGAGCAUCAACUUCACGCCCAUUCCCCAUCAUCCCCACUCCACCCCAUAUUUCCACUCUCCCCUUUCAGUUCCCCAGUCCCCGGCGAUUUCCACCCCCUCCCCCUACUCCCCGGUGCGGCAGGGGGCAGUGGCAGUUUGCUCCAGACCCUCGAAUCUCUAGCACUGGCUCAGCCUUGCUCUCCCAGCAGUCAGCCCCUUUACGCGGCACCUUUCGCCUUUUCAUUCACCUGAGCCUCCUACAUCUCUCACUCUCAGUCCCCGCCAGCCACCCCCCCCCACCUCCCACGCCUUUUGGCUGGCAACUUGUGCCUUCUCUGAACAUUAUACCCUCCCACCAACCCCCACCAGCCACCUCCCACAUCACGCUCCUGACCGACCCUCUCCAUCCUUGUCAUCUGUCUAACCUCCCCCUUUUCGGGUCGCCUUUCUCUUUCCCCUUUUCCCACCAUCAUCAUAUCCGUGUAUCUUUAAAAAGUGAGUGAGAGCCUGGGAGCGAGCUACCGAGACGGCGAGAACAGCAGCAGCGGCACCGUGUGCAUUGCAAUAACAUCCCCGGGGGGGGGGGAAAUGUGUUGUGAGACGUGUCAUUCACCUAAGAAGAGAGAGGAGACUGUGUCUGGGAUUUAAAAA